Mesorhabditis spiculigera is the source of this 522-nucleotide messenger RNA. Lineage: Eukaryota; Metazoa; Nematoda; Chromadorea; Rhabditida; Rhabditidae. The record is from the annotation of a GenBank genome assembly.
AUGACCACGCCGUCCAGACGCCGCCUGAUGAGGGAUUUUAAGAAAUUGCAGGAGGACCCCCCAGCCGGCGUUUCCGGCGCCCCGACGGAAAAUAAUAUUUUGACGUGGGAAGCGAUAAUUUUCGGGCCCCAGGACACACCCUUCGAGGACGGCACGUUCAAGCUUUCCCUGGAGUUCACCGAGGAAUACCCGAACAAGCCCCCGACGGUCAAGUUCAUCUCCAAAAUGUUCCACCCGAACGUCUACACGGACGGGUCGAUUUGCCUCGACAUUUUGCAAAAUCGAUGGUCUCCCACGUACGACGUCGCCGCGAUAUUGACCUCCAUCCAAUCAUUACUCGACGAGCCCAACCCCAACUCGCCGGCAAACUCGCACGCCGCGCAGUUGUACCAGGAGAACCGGCGGGAGUACGAGAAACGGGUCCAACAAAUUGUUGAACAGUCUUGGCUGAACUUUGGCGAGAACGAGGGCGAGGCCGAGCAAAAGGAGGGCGAGGGAGCGAUCCCCACCGAAACUACGGGU